UUUCGACCUUACAUCAAAUACACAUCGCAUCCCUCCAUCAUGAGUGGCCCCAUCACUAUCCAGUCCGCCGGACAGUGGCAGGACAUCCUCAGCACCACCAACGUCGUCGUCGCAGAUUUCUACGCCGACUGGUGCGGCCCCUGCAAGAUGAUCGCGCCGCACUUCGAGACACUCUCCAAAGAACACUCCAAACCGAAAAAGGUCGCCUUCUGCAAGAUCAACGUCGACUCCCUCUCCUCUGUCUCGCGCACCUACGGCGUCACCGCCAUGCCGACCUUCAUCAUCUUCCACGCCGGCCAGCCCAUCGAGACCAUCCGCGGCGCCAACCCCCCCGCCCUCACCGGCGCCAUCAGCAAGGCCGUCAACCUGCCCGCCAAACCGGGCCACGGCGCCGGCCACGCCUUCCAGGCCCCGGGCCGCACCCUCGGCGGCGGCGAGGGCGUCGGUUCUUCUAGGACGGUGCGCCCUUCGGCCGCCGCCUCGGCCGGCUUCAGCAUCUGGGCCGUCAUCCAGCACGUUGUUACCGUUGUUGGCCUAUACGUGGUGUCGCUCAUCGCGGUGCGUUGGUACCUCUUCGGCAUGCCCGAGGGCGGCCUCUGGGCCAUGUUGACCGACUGGUGGCCUAACAUGGAGUCUAUAGAUCGAUUCCUACAAAGCCGCGGAAAACUCGCCGUUUAACCGCGUCAACCCGCCCCAGCAGCGCCAGGGGCAGGGGCAGGGG
Messenger RNA from Sodiomyces alkalinus F11, 721 nucleotides. Its product is annotated as thioredoxin-like protein. The record is from RefSeq and is a predicted model, not a curated record. NCBI's taxonomy places the organism in Eukaryota, Fungi, Ascomycota, Sordariomycetes, Glomerellales, Plectosphaerellaceae. Bases 40 to 678 code for a protein of 212 amino acids. The transcript has 2 exons.